Molecule: messenger RNA, 1180 nt
Organism: Orycteropus afer afer
Lineage: Eukaryota; Metazoa; Chordata; Mammalia; Tubulidentata; Orycteropodidae
Product: KIAA0930 ortholog
Source: RefSeq, a predicted model, not a curated record
CUCACUGCCCUCUGGCUGCUCUGCAGGGUGCUUCAAGGAUGACCGCAUCGUCUUCUGGACCUGGAUGUUCUCCACCUACUUCAUGGAGAAGUGGGCCCCGCAGCAAGAUGACUUGCUCUUCUAUGUGCGCCGGAAGCGGGCGUUCGCGGGCAGCGAGAGCGACGGGGGCAAGCCGGCUGAGGCCGAGCCGGAGGUGGACGUAGAGGUGUACCGGCGGGACUCCAAGAAGCUGCCGGGCCUCGGAGACCCUGACAUAGACUGGGAGGAGAGCGUCUGCCUAAACCUCAUCCUGCAGAAGCUGGACUACAUGGUCACCUGUGCUGUGUGCACACGCUCUGACGGGGGUGACAUUCACAUCCACAGGAAGAAAUCCCAGCAAGUGUUUGCAUCACCCAGCAAGCACCCCAUGGACAGCAAGGGGGAGGAGUCCAAGAUCAGCUACCCCAACAUCUUCUUCAUGAUUGACAGCUUCGAGGAGGUGUUCAGCGAUAUGACGGUAGGAGAAGGAGAAAUGGUCUGUGUGGAGCUGGUGGCUAGUGACAAAACCAACACGUUCCAAGGGGUCAUCUUUCAGGGCUCCAUCCGCUACGAGGCGCUCAAGAAGGUGUAUGACAACCGAGUGAGCGUGGCUGCUCGGAUGGCCCAGAAGAUGUCUUUUGGCUUCUACAAGUACAGCAACAUGGAGUUUGUGCGAAUGAAGGGGCCCCAGGGCAAGGGCCACGCGGAGAUGGCGGUCAGCCGCGUGUCCACCGGGGACACGUCCCCCUGCGGCACCGAGGAGGACUCCAGCCCAGCCUCCCCCAUGCAUGAGCGGGUGACCUCCUUCAGCACGCCGCCCACCCCGGAGCGGAACAGCCGGCCCACCUUCUUCUCCCCGUCCCUCAAGAGGAAGGCCCCGCGGGCCCUGAUGGCCGAGAUGAAGAAGUCCCACUCGGCCAACGACAGCGAGGAGUUUUUCCGAGGGGAGGACGGCAGCGGAGCUGAUCUGCACAACGCCACCAAUCUGCGGUCGCGGUCCCUGUCUGGCACGGGACGGUCGCUGGUGGGGUCCUGGCUGAAGCUGAACAGAACGGACGGGAACUUCCUUCUCUAUGCACACUUGACCUACGUCACGUUGCCUCUGCAUCGGAUUUUAACAGACAUCCUGGAAGUGCGGCAGAAGCCCAUCCUGAUGACCUAG